AUGUCCGCCACUAUGAGGUCGGCCCGACUGGUGCGCAACAGCACGACAUUGCGCCCGACACUGGCUGCCCGCACUCGUGCUAGUGCGUUGGGCCCGGCCUCGCUGGCUGCGGCCAACAGCCUCCUGUUCAGCGGUCGCGGCAUCCCAUCGCAAGUGUCUGCUCUUGCGAUUUUGCUUCCCCAGCGUGGCUAUGCAACUGAGCACAACAAGUCGACUUCAUCCCAAUCAUAUCCUCCGCCCGGAUUCAAUGCCGAGCAAGCAAAGAAGCCGCUCCCGCAAGACCAAGCACAGUCCCAGACCGUCACCAAGCCUGCCAUUUCUCAAGCUCCGCUAUCCGAUAUCGCCAAGACACCUGCAAAGGGCAUGUCGACGAAGUCUGUCGUAACAGAGGAGACUAAGAGUGUGGCCGAAGAGAAGAAGGAGGCAAAGAAAUUGACCAUCGGUCAGAAGAUCAAAAAGGAGGUGCAGCACUACUGGGAUGGCACCAAACUACUUGGAACGGAAGUUAAGAUUAGUUCGCGGUUGGCAUUCAAGAUGGCGGCUGGUUAUGAACUCAGUCGCCGAGAGCAUCGUCAGCUGCAACGUACUGUCAAGGAUCUCGGUCGCCUGGUCCCCUUUUCCAUGUUCAUUAUUGUUCCAUUUGCCGAGCUUCUGCUUCCCAUCGCUCUGAAGAUGUUCCCCAACCUCCUUCCCAGCACAUAUGAAGGCCAGAAGGCACGCGAGACUAAGGCAUUAAAUCUGAGUUCGACCCGCAAGGAGGUCUCCGGCUUCUUGCGUAAUACUCUACGGGAGACUGGUCUGCCAUUGACUGCGGCCACUGUCAAGAACGAAGAGUUUGCCGACUUCUUCCGCAAGAUUCGCACCACGGGCGAGUCGCCCUCCACCGAAGACGUCAUUAAGGUCUGCAAGAUCUUCAAGGAUGAUCUGACUCUGGACAAUCUGUCGCGCCCGCAGCUGGUUGCCAUCUGUCGGUACAUGAACCUGAACUCUUUCGGUACUGAUGCUAUGCUGCGUUACAACAUCCGUCACCGCAUGCGCCAGAUUAAGCGUGACGAUCGGGCCAUCUCCUUUGAGGGUGUGAACUCGCUCUCCGUGCCCGAGCUGCAAAUGGCCGGCGCCUCUCGCGGCAUCCGCACACACGGAAUGUCUCCUGCACGUCUGCGUGAGGACCUCUCCAUGUGGCUGGACCUGCGCCUGAAGCAAGGUGUCCCGUCCACCUUGCUGGUGCUCAGUAACGCCUACAUGUAUACCCAGGGUGGCAAAGAGUCUGAGAUGGCCUCGCAGAUUGAUGCGCUCAAGUCUGUGUUGUCGAGCAUCCCUGAGGAGCUCUUCCACGAGAUCGAGCUGGAAGUGCACAAUGCUGAGGGCGCCGCGACUAACAAGCAGCGUCUUGAGGUCAUCAAGGAGCAGGAGGAGCUGAUCGAGGAGGAGAAUGAGCAGAACAGUGAGAACGAGGGCAAGGGCGUUGCCGCGCCGAAGGACACCGAGGACAUCGAUGAGAAGGAGGAGCACAAGAUUGAGGCUGCCUCCGAAGGUACGGAAAAGCAGUCCACCGAGGCAACUGAGGCCAUGGCCGAAGGCGCCAAAGCUGAGGAGGUCUCCAAAGACGACAAAAAGCCCAACCAGCAGUCGUAG
Molecule: messenger RNA, 1635 nt
Organism: Penicillium macrosclerotiorum
Lineage: Eukaryota; Fungi; Ascomycota; Eurotiomycetes; Eurotiales; Aspergillaceae
Product: MRS7 family protein
Exons: 3
Coding region: 1-1635 (544 amino acids)
Biological process (GO): intracellular monoatomic cation homeostasis
Cellular component (GO): mitochondrial inner membrane
Molecular function (GO): ribosome binding
Source: RefSeq, a predicted model, not a curated record